CUCCACCUCAUAUCAUCACCAAACACCACCAGCACCGCGAGCCCUCCAACGUCGCUCGCAUUCCCAUUCAAGGUCAACCUCUUUCCGAAUUAUUUGUGUCCUUGGGCGAGGUUUACCAAUUAUCCUCGCCGGCACCUUUCGAGCCACGAAAACCAUCUUUUAUCGCCUCCGAACGGUGGAGCCGAAAACCCUUCUUAUCACUCCCGGGGCAUCUAAUCCACCUUUAACAGACAUCGCCGGUCAUGCCUGCAAGGCCCGUUUCCCUUUCCGCUCGCUCGCGGUGCUUGCUCCGCGCCCCGAAACAUUCUCAGCGCCAGGCUUUCUCGACGCGGAGUCCCCUUAACGGUGCCCAUGAGCCACACUAUGAUCCCCCAACCGGUUGGUUGUUCGGCGUCAAGCCAGGUCAGAAAUACGUAAAAGAGGGAUGGGAAGGUCUGUGGACAUAUGGAUUUGUGGGAAGUUUGGUGGUUGCGGGAAUCGCAUAUUCUUUCAAGCCGGAUACUUCGAUACAAACAUGGGCUCUAGAGGAGGCAAGACGGCGGCUCGAAAAGGAGGGCAUCCUUGAGGAUCCUGAUGUCGUGAAAAAGGAAUAAACCUUGCAUCCUGGCCCGUACACGUUUUAUAUUCCGCCUUCUGUACAUAGAAUCUCCGUCCGCUACGCGAGGUUGAAAAGAUGUAUGACAAGAGGCCCUGUUUGUUCAGUUUAGACCAGCCAUGAUAAUUCAAACAGAAGUGCUGUUUGCUUUGUUAU
Molecule: messenger RNA, 751 nt
Organism: Coccidioides posadasii C735 delta SOWgp
Lineage: Eukaryota; Fungi; Ascomycota; Eurotiomycetes; Onygenales; Onygenaceae
Source: RefSeq, a predicted model, not a curated record